This is a messenger RNA of Ostrea edulis (European flat oyster), 2433 nucleotides long. RefSeq lists its product as uncharacterized. Gene Ontology annotation, cellular component: nucleoplasm; chromatin. The record is from RefSeq and is a predicted model, not a curated record. The transcript has 2 exons. The coding region runs from base 153 to 1886 and encodes 577 amino acids. Gene Ontology annotation, biological process: positive regulation of DNA-templated transcription. NCBI's taxonomy places the organism in Eukaryota, Metazoa, Mollusca, Bivalvia, Ostreida, Ostreidae. Gene Ontology annotation, molecular function: zinc ion binding; ubiquitin-protein transferase activity; protein binding.
CUAGAUCAAGCAUUAAAGCUAUUUAAACUGGCAGUGUAUAAAGGCUGACAGACCGCACAAGUAUUUAAUCACAACACUAGGGAGAAUGUCGAAAUAACAGGGAGGCCAUCUUGGGUUUUAAGUAAACUGUUCGUGUCACUCCGACACUAGAAAUGCUGCACCCCAGGCGUAGUGCCCAGCACGUUCUACUAUGUGACCUCUGUGAAACUGUCCCCCUACAGAGCCAUUGUGAACUUUGUAAUGUAAAUCUCUGUGUUAACUGUGUAGGAAAACAUCUCUUAGAUUCUUCUACAGGACACAAUGUUGUGUCCCAUUUACAAAGAAGGUCUACUCCUAACUACUCAAAAUGUCCGAAACACGCCAAUGAACACUCUAAACUUUACUGUGAAAAAUGUAACAUUCCUGUCUGUAUUACCCGCGUCUCCUCAGGAAAACACAAACAUCACAAGAUUUCAGAUAUUCAUGAAAACCUCAGCGCUCAAACUCAACUUCUGCAAAAUGAUUUGAAAGAAUUAGAGAACAUAAUUUGUCCCCGAUAUGAAGAAAUGGCGUAUAAUGUCCAGACUGAGAAAGCCGAGGUAGAAACGAAUUACGGGGAACUGAUAACAGCUGCCGACCAACAAGGAGAAAACUUGCACCGAGAAAUCACCGCCAUUGUCAAUCAACGAAAAGCUGAUAUUGGGGAGAUGAAAAAUAAACACCUUUCUACCCUGAAUAAAAAUACAAAAGAAAUCGCACAGAAUAUUACUGAACUCGAACAGAUCAUCUCCGACCUCAAAUCAAUACUAAAAGCAAAUGACAUAUCCUUAACCUCUACUUACAAAUCUAGGAAUUCCGAGUUCAGAACAUUACCGCCUAAAGUCAGAGUUACAUUACCAAGUUUUUCUACUCAGAAAAUAAACAAAGAUAAGCUCAAUAAAAUGUUUGGAUCUUUGCAAUCAUUAUCCAUUAAUACAGAAUAUAGCGACACAAUGAAGUCACCAGAAGCUGUAUCAUCUGCUCCAAUCAAAUCACUGCUUGAUGAACCGCAACUCAUUGCCACUUUUAACACUGGGUAUAAAUAUUUACACAGUGUUAGCUGUUUCGGUGAAGAAGUCUGGACACGUGGGAAUAGCAAAAUAAUGAAGCUACUCAACCUCCAGGGUAAUCAACUGACAUCAAUACAAACCGAGUCGGGGAAUAUACCAGAGGACAUAGCAGUGACACGGGACGGAGAUCUUGUUUACACUGACCGUCUUAAGAAAACUGUAAACCUAGUGAAGAAUGAACAUAUACACAACGUGAUCACACUACAGGGGUGGUGUCCUCUCUGUGUUUGCAGUACCUCUGAUGAUGAUCUCCUGGUUUCCAUGAUCAGCGAUGAUAAAACACAAACUAAAGUUGCUCGAUAUUCUGACUCCACAGAGACACAAACCAUUCAGUUUGACGAUCAGGGUCAUCCUCUCUAUUCAUCUGGUGUUUAUAUCCAUAAAUACGUCAGUGAGAAUAGGAACCAUGAUAUAUGUGUGGCUGACCGUGAAGCAAGAGCAGUAGUGGUGGUCAAUCGGUCAGGAAAACUCCGAUUUAAAUACACUGGUCAUCCCUCAAAUACUAAGACAUCCUUCAAUCCAUUCAGUCUAUUAAAAUCCGCUGGUAAAUCCUCUAAUACCAAAAAACCAUUUGAUCCAAUCGGCAUUACUACAGACAGCCAUAGUCAUAUCCUGACUGUAGACAGUAAUAAUAACCGUGUACACAUCCUAGAUCUGGACGGACAGUUCCUCCGUUACAUUAAGAACUGUCAGUUGGACGCCCCAGUAGGUCUGUGUGUGGACAUCAGAGACAACCUUUUUGUGGCUGAGUGGGACGCUGCUAAAGUGAAGAAAAUCCAAUAUUAUAAACAGGGUUGAUUGCACAUCCCCAGACAGUGUUAAUUACACAUCUAAACACAGUGCUAAUCAUCAUAUCUAAACGAUGUUAUUUACAAAUUUGUAUUGAUUACAACUGCUUGUUAAUUACAGUCCUGCGUUAAUCACAGUUUUAUGUCCACCUGUGUUCAUUACAGCUCUGUCUUUUUAGACCCCUGUGUUUGUGAUGUGCAGUUAACACGUACCUGUUUUUGUGUGUUUAUCUCGCUGUGCAUUAGUCGCUCACUGCUGUUUAGUAUCUAUAUCUUACUUAAGGAAACAUCAUUAAUGUAAUUAUACUAAUUACUAGUUUGAUUGUGUUGCUAGUUAUUCAUUUUGGACACAUGUGAAUCAUGAAUUGUAAAUAAAGGUAAAACAGUUAUUGUGAUGUACUAAGAAAUGUCACUUUGUCAGUAUUUUGUGCGUAGCCUUGUGUAAACAUGUACGAAAAUGAACUACUUAUUGGGCAUUAUUUUGUUUAUUAAUCAUAUAUUUCAAUAUGUGUUUUAUUUUUCAAUGUAUAUAAUUAUUAGAUAAACAUAAUAUAGAU